GCACAGGGGAACAUCGCGUGGAGCUGCACAAAGUCGAAAAGCAGAGAGAGACAGAGACCCUUUUUGGUAAGUGAACGCCAAAGAGACCGUAGAGAGACAAAAAAGACACAGAAAAUGAGAAUCACAAUAGAGACCACCAGCUUUCACACGAGCACUACUGACUAAUGACUAUACACUACGCAAAAACAUCAACAACAAAGUUUUCAUUUUUUUAUUAUUAUUUAUUUUCAUUCAUUCCCUUGAAAAGCUCAGGCUAAAACGGCCAAACAAGAAUCCCUUCCAACCCAACUCUCUGUCUUUUUUUUGGUAAAAGGCGAUAAAAACUCUCUGUCUUUCUAUUAGAUCCGCGUCUUUUCUUUUAAUCAAUGAAGGAGCGCUUGUGGGGUCCAUUAAGAUCUCUGGGUCUUCCUUCUUUUGUUGUCUAAUGGGGUCUUUCUGUUGAUUUUACUUCCCUUGUUUUUGAGUUGGGUCCAUAUAUAAGUGGUGUGUUUUUUCUUCCGUAAAGCUAGGGCUUUUAUAUUCCUUUUUUGGUUGUUGUAUGCUGAGAUGCAAUCGGGUAGUUCCGAAUCCGCGAGCCCGAGAACCGAGCGGGUCCAGUCUUUGUCAACCCCUGAUACGAGAGGGAAGCAUCGGAUACAAGCAGAGCUGAAGCGGCUUGAACAGGAAGCUAGAUUCUUAGAGGAAGAGCUGGAACAGCUUGAAAAGAUGGAAAAGGCCUCAGCUGCAAGCAAGGAAAUGCUAAGCAAAGUGGAAUCAAGGCCUGAUCCUUUGCUCUCAGUAACAACUGGCCCAAUAAAUCCAUUUUGGGACCGAUGGUUUGAAGGCCCACAAGAUUCAAAAGGUUGCAGAUGCUGGAUAUUGUGAUGAUUAUAGUGAAAUUCAAGAACCAACUUCCAUGAUCAUAUUUUGGCAGACGCUUUAACUUACAGACAUGUAACAGCCAUAGGGGAAAAAAGAAAAGAAAAGAAAAACCUUUAAAUUAGUUUCUUACAGCUUGAGUAGAUUUUCUGUGUCAAUUGGCAAUCAUUUGGUGGAAUGCUUCAUUGUGCAUAUGAGGAUUUUAUAGCAAAACUUUCUCA
Quercus lobata is the source of this 1079-nucleotide messenger RNA. RefSeq names its product G-protein gamma subunit 2 (gene AGG2). Gene Ontology annotation, biological process: G protein-coupled receptor signaling pathway. The transcript is spliced from 4 exons. The record is from RefSeq and is a predicted model, not a curated record. Lineage: Eukaryota; Viridiplantae; Streptophyta; Magnoliopsida; Fagales; Fagaceae. Bases 547 to 864 code for a protein of 105 amino acids.